Molecule: messenger RNA, 3729 nt
Organism: Ilex paraguariensis (yerba mate)
Lineage: Eukaryota; Viridiplantae; Streptophyta; Magnoliopsida; Aquifoliales; Aquifoliaceae
Source: the annotation of a GenBank genome assembly
GCGUUGAGAGAGAGAGAGAGAGAUGGAUUUGUUACCGGCGGAGUCGUUACAGAUCGCGAAGAAACAUAGGUUUAGGUCACUGAAACUAGUAAAUGUUAACAUGGACGAUGUUUUAUCGGAAAAGCCGUUCGGAGUGGACUAUGGUCGACUUGAAAAUGGACUAUGCUACUAUGUCCGAUGCAAUUCCAAGCCCAAAAUGAGAGCUGCUCUUGCACUUGCUGUCAAAGCUGGCUCAGUUUUGGAAGAGGAGGAAGAGCGUGGAGUUGCACACAUAGUUGAGCAUCUUGCUUUCAGUGCCACUAAAAAAUACACUAAUCAUGAUAUUAUCAAGUUUCUUGAAAGUAUUGGGGCAGAGUUUGGUGCCUGCCAGAAUGCAGUGACAUCUGCUGAUGAAACUGUUUAUGAAUUGUUUGUUCCUGUUGACAAACCUGAACUAUUAUCUCAGGCUAUUUCGGUCUUGGCAGAAUUCAGUUCAGAGGUUCGAGUGUCGGCCACUGAUUUAGAAAAAGAAAGAGGAGCUGUUUUGGAAGAGUAUCGUGGGAACCGAAAUGCUAAUGGGAGAAUGCAGGAUGCUCAUUGGGUUCUCAUGAUGGAAGAUUCAAAGUAUGCUGAGCGUUUACCCAUUGGAUUGGAGAAGGUAAUCCGGACGGCUUCUUCUGAAACUGUGAAGCAAUUUUAUAGGAAAUGGUACCAUUUACAAAAUAUGGCUGUGAUAGCAGUUGGAGAUUUUCCAGAUACCCAGAGUGUUGUAGAGUUGAUAAGGAAUCACUUCGGAAAUAAAAUUUCUGCGCCUGAUCCUCCAUUUAUACCAAAAUUUUUGGUUCCAUCUCAUGAGGAGCCACGUUUUUCAUGCUUUGUAGAGUCUGAAGCUGCUGGGUCGGCUGUGAUGAUCAGUUGUAAGAUGCCAGUAAAUGAGCUAAAGACUGUGAAGGAUUACAGGAAUUUACUUGCAGAAUCCAUGUUCUUUCAUGCUUUAAACCAGAGAUUCUUUAAAAUUUCUCGUAAGAGGGAUCCACCACACUUCUCAUGUUCAGCUGCUGCAGAUGUCCUUGUUCGUCCAGUAAAGGCUUAUAUAAUGACUUCGUCUUGUAAAGAGAAGGGGACUAUUGAGGCCUUGGAAUCGAUGCUAACUGAGGUUGCAAGGGUUCGAAUACAUGGGUUUUCUGAACGUGAAAUAUCUGUUGUCCGAGCUUUGAUGAUGUCAGAGAUUGAAUCUGCCUAUUUGGAGCGUGAUCAAAUGCAAUCAACCAGCUUACGAGAUGAAUAUUUGCAACAUUUUCUCCAAAAUGAACCUGUUGUAGGGAUCGAGUAUGAAGCUCAACUCCAAAAAACUAUUCUACCCUAUAUAUUGACAUCCGAAGUAUCCAAAUAUUCAGAAAAGUUUCAAACAUCAUCGAACUGUGUUAUAAAGACAAUUGAGCCUGAAGCUACUGCAACAUUGGAUGAUCUGAAAGCUGUUGUGCUGAGGAUCAAUUCUUUAGAGGAAGAGAAAAACAUUUCUCCUUGGGACGAAGAACACAUCCCCGAAGAAAUCGUUAGUGCUAAGCCAAAUCCAGGGACAAUAGUGCAGCAGGUUGAAUAUUCCAAUAUUGGGGCUACUGAGUUGAUUCUAUCAAAUGGCAUGCGAGUUUGCUACAAAUGUACAGACUUCUUUGAUGACCAGUGCUCUGGUGCCGCUAUUUUUGCUUCAAGCAUGGAAUUGAAAUCCAUAGGGUUCCAUGAGGAUAUGGUUCUUUUCACAGGGUUCGCUUAUGGGGGUUUAUCUGAACUCCCAGAAAGCGAGUAUUUUUCAUGUUCAAUGGGUUCAACCAUUGCUGGAGAAAUUGGUGUAUUUGGUUAUAGACCAUCAGUGCUAAUGGAUAUGCUUGCUGGUAAAAGAGCUGAAAUUGGCACAUCGCUUGGAGCAUAUAUGAGAACCUUUUCUGGUGAUUGUUCUCCUUCAGACUUGGAAACUGCAUUGCAGCUAGUCUAUCAACUCUUCACGACUAAGGUAGAACCAGGGGAUGAAGAUGUAAAAAUAGUGAUGCAAAUGGCAGAAGAAGCAGUGCGUGCUCAAGAGAGAGAUCCUUACACUGCAUUUGCCAACCGUGUGAGGGAGCUUAAUUAUGGGAACUCCUAUUUUUUCAGGCCAAUUAAGAUUAAUGACCUUCGAAAAGUUGAUCCAUUUAAAGCUUGUGAAUAUUUUAACAGUUGUUUUAAGGACCCCUCAACUUUUACUGUUGUGAUUGUUGGGAAUCUUGAUCCUGCUAUUGCAUGUCCUUUGAUACAGCAGUAUUUGGGUGGAAUACCACGACUCCCUGAACCCAUUUUACAUUUCAACCGUGAUGACCUGAAAGGCUUACCAUUCACUUUUCCUGCAACCAUAAUUAGAGAUGUUGUUCGCAGCCCCAUGGUGGAGGCACAGUGCUCAGUUCAGCUUUGUUUUCCUGUUGAGCUGAAGAAUGAAAUCAUGAUGGAGGAUGUUCACUUUGUUGGGUUUUUGAGCAAGCUACUGGAAACAAAGAUGAUGUAUGUUCUUCGCUUCAAGCAUGGACAGAUUUACUCUGCUGGCGUUUCUGUGUUCCUUGGUGGUAAUAAACCCUCCAGAGUUGGUAAUGUUCGUGGUGAUAUUAGUGUAAAUUUUUCGUGUGAUCCAGACAUCUCCUCCUCACUGGUUGAUCUUGCUUUGGAUGAAAUAUUACGUCUUCAGGAGGAAGGACCUUCAGAUGAGGAUGUUUCAACCAUCCUUGAAAUUGAGCAAAGGGCCCAUGAAACUGGAAUCCAGGAGAAUUACUAUUGGCUUGAUAGGAUAUUACGCUGCUACCAGUCAAGGAUCUAUUCUGGUGAUGUUGGCACUUCUUUUGAGGUUCAAGACGAGGGCCGUUCCAGAGCUAGAAAAACUUUGACACCAUUAUCAGCUCAGUUAGCAUUACAGAGAAUACUGCCUUUUCCUUGCAACAAACAGUACACAGUAGUGAUUCUAAUGCCUCAGGCAUCUCGUUUCAAGUUGCUGAAGUUAUUUUUCCACUCUGUACUAAACCAUUAUGGUAGAGAUGCAAAGUUCCAAUGCUGCAGAUUUUAGCAAGCAUUGGUGCCUUGACUGCCUUGGCUAUCAUUUUACGGAGAUAUUCACAUAGUUCAUUGCAAUCUUAGAGUACAUUUAAAACUUUUGGAUCGCAUACUUCGAAGAAUAGUGGAUUCUACCAGUGGGUCAGGAAUGGAUGAUUUUUUCAUUUCUGAAAGAUGGAAGGUAAACACUACAUACAUGUGAGCUCAAUCCCUGGAAGCACAAUAUCCCAGUCGGGGGAUUAGAAGGGAAAUCACUUCAAAUCCAUUCAUAUACCCAAUGGAAGCCACUCUGAACAGAUGCUCAAUUAUGAUCAUGACAAACUAUGAAAUACUCGUCAUUUUUUAGAGUCAAAAUACUCGGAUUGGAUGGCCAGUAAUGUAUGGACCAGCAUUUGUUGUAUUACAACAGCUUAUUCAAAAUGAAACCAUCUACAAGAAGUCUUUUGUAUUCUUUCACAGCAUUAGAUAUCUGUCUUUAUCCUUUGUAACAAAGAGCAAUUUUACUGUUUCCUCUGUUUGUUGAUUCAGUGUGAUGUGUGUCUGUGUGAUGAAAUAGAGUCAUGUCUGUAGGAUAAUCUUGCUGAGAUUGUUGCAUAGAUUUGCUAACAUCUUUUCUGGGCAAACACUUACGGACUUGGUGAUUGCCUUACGAAUACUGCUUAUGUUCCUUUUUUUUUGUUG